Molecule: messenger RNA, 508 nt
Organism: Dermacentor silvarum
Lineage: Eukaryota; Metazoa; Arthropoda; Arachnida; Ixodida; Ixodidae
Exons: 5
Coding region: 104-469 (121 amino acids)
Source: RefSeq, a predicted model, not a curated record
GGUGCCUAACUCUCUGCGUUUCGGGAAUUCCUGGUUGGCGGACGCAGCGAAAGCAAGGUACGCGUUUUGCAAGGCACGCACAGCUCGGCUUCAAACUAAAGACAUGGCCGAAAACGCAGCGCAAGGACCGGCGUCCAUGGAGUCUGCAAGCAGCGGAGGAACGUCGGUACAGAGCGGUCAGCGUGAAGCGCAAGGCAACUGGUGCCUUAUAUGCGAUAAGGUCCUCUGCAACAAGAAAAGCCUAGUGAGACAUCUCUCGCUGGCAACGCGCCCGGGCAGCAAGCUCCACGUGUGCCUGGAGUGCGGAGAGAAGUUGACUCUGGAGGCGCCCCUGCGAAACCACGACCACACCGACAUAACCACGAACGCAGUCCAAAGAGCGGCGUCCAUGGACUCUUCAAGCAGCACCAGUAGCAGAGGAGUGCCAGCACGCAAUGGCCAGGGGUCAGUAGAAAGGAUGGGUCGAUAAUAAGCAAUGAUAUGUAAUCGCUACCCUUCAGCAAACAAC